UAACUGCUCUCGAAUCAUCAUGAGUAAGAUUCAAGCUUUUGUCGAUGUAACGAAGAAAGUCGAUCUAACAAAUUGCAGUAUUCAGAAAAGUGAUGCAGAGACCAGGGUGCAUACCGUAAAUUUACGGUUCACGUACAUAGCCACAGUGGCUGGUCUUCUGUACGUUAUAAUCACGGGCAUGAUGGCUACUUUCUCUGCAGCUGCAACUGUAGAUAUGCAGAAGCCAGGAAGCCGAUUCGUACAUAUAACUGAGGAGGAAAUUUCUUGGAUUGCUAGUUUGCCACUUUUAACUGCAGCUUCUGGCAACAUUGUUUCUGGUUAUGCAUCACAAAAAUUAGGGCGGAAAGCCGUGCUGAUGUAUUUCUCUGCCCUGUACUUAUCUAGUUGGUUAAUGAUUGUCUAUGCCUCUUCCAUAGGAUGGAUUUACGCUGGCCGAAUAAUCUGUGGUUUCUGCUCCGGUAUGUUUAAUGUUGCCAUUCCAAUAUACGUGGCUGAAAUUUCUGUGACGGAAAUAAGAGGAUUUUUAUCAUCGGGAUUCCAGAUAGCCGCUAGCGGAGGUAUGUUACUAACCAUGUGCUUGGGUGCUGUCCUAAGAUGGUCUUGGCUAGCAAUGACAGCAGCGAUAAUCACCACAUGUGCGGCAUGUCUUAUGUACUUCAUGCCGGAAUCUCCACCCUGGUUGAUUCGCCAUUCCAAGAAUACCGAUGCUGUAAAAGCACUGGAGAUGUUAAGAGGAAAAGACAGCGAUUUCAUGAAGGAAUUUCGAGAAAUUUCUGAUGGCCAAGCAAAGCUGUCGACUGAUAGCAUACGUCUGCGUGACAUUCUUGAUCCAGCUUUGUACAAAGCUUUAGGAAUUGCUGUAACCUUAAUGUUCUUUCAGAUGUUUUGCGGUAUGAGUGUCCUCAUUGCUUAUACGGUAGAAAUAUUUCAGAGCUCUGGAAAUUUUGUAAAUGCAUCAGUAGGUUCGAUAAUAUUCACAGCUGUGCAUGUGCUCGCAGCAGCUGUUAGUAGCACUCUGAUGGACAGAAUUGGGCGUAAAAAAUUGUACAUAACUUCUGGAAGUUGUAUGAUAUUAGCUUUAACAGUACUUGGUAUUUACAGUCUUAUGUCCAGUGACAAUAAAAUAAAUUCAAGCUCCUUUGGUUGGAUUCCACUGACAUGUUUUAUAUUUUAUAUGAUAGCUUUUGCCACUGGAUAUGGACCUAUUCCUUAUGUUAUGAUCCCAGAAAUAGUUCCUAUUCACAGUCGAAGUACAGUGAUGGCCGUUGCAUGCAUUUUCGGUGCUUUGUCUGGUUUCUUGGCGACAAAAGUAUUUUAUGCUAUGAAGUUUACUCUAGGUAUGUACGGAGUGUACUGGACGUACGCACUUUUUUGUUUUCUAGGUUGCAUCUUUUGUUAUUUCUGCAUGCCAGAGACUAAAGGGAAAUCAAUAAAUGAGAUAAAUUUGUCCUUUGCUGCUUCUAACCGCGUUGCUUUACCGAAAUAAAAUAAGUCUUAGUUUUUAUCACUUGUUUAGAUUAAGAGUUAGGAUAAAAAUCAGAAUUUUAAUAGCUCAUUGCCAAAUAGGGAACUUCGAAAUUUAAAUUAAGUAUUUAUUAGAAUACUUGCGCCUUCUUUUAAUCCUGAUCUGAAGUCAUAUAUCUGAUAUGAUGAUGUAAUGUUAUAGGAUACGGUAAAGAAACUUCAAAAUCCCGUUAUGAUAUAUUCGGGUUCCUUUCUUUGUUUGGGUAUUGGAAUUAAGAAAAUGCAUAAUAAUCUCAAACAAUGCGUUAGGUGUGAUACAUGCCAUAAGAUAAAGUAAGUUAUAUAUUCGAGGCAUUUUCCUGUAAUUAUCGAAUGUAAGUAACCUUUGUGACAGAAAGUUGUAAAUAUUUUGUUAAUCUUAACUCAGCGUACUUUUUCACAAUAAUAUGCACAAUUAUGAUGUUGUUUACGAUUAUAUUGUUAAAUAUCGUGAAUACGCAUAUCUGUUACAGUGUAUUGCAUCAUCUUUGAUCAAAUUUGUAUUGGACAGCAGAUAUCUCUGUAAAUCUAUAAUUCUAUCUGUAAUUAAAAUGCUGCAAGUUGUAGUGUACUACUGUGUUUCAAGUUUUGACUUGUAUUACUCUGUAAUGAUCUUAUGUACGUUAUGUGGAGAAUAUUGGUCCAGCAGAUACAAUACGUAAUGUGCACUGCUCAAAAAAAAAAAAAAAAAAAAAAUGGGACAGUGCUAUAUCUCCCGUUCUACUGGGGCGA
This is a messenger RNA of Stegodyphus dumicola, 2235 nucleotides long. Its product is annotated as facilitated trehalose transporter Tret1-like. The record is from RefSeq and is a predicted model, not a curated record. Gene Ontology annotation, cellular component: membrane. Gene Ontology annotation, biological process: transmembrane transport. Gene Ontology annotation, molecular function: transmembrane transporter activity. Lineage: Eukaryota; Metazoa; Arthropoda; Arachnida; Araneae; Eresidae.